Messenger RNA from Dipodomys ordii (Ord's kangaroo rat), 435 nucleotides. RefSeq names its product deoxyuridine 5'-triphosphate nucleotidohydrolase, mitochondrial-like. The coding region runs from base 13 to 435 and encodes 140 amino acids. The record is from RefSeq and is a predicted model, not a curated record. Gene Ontology annotation, biological process: dUTP catabolic process; dUMP biosynthetic process. Lineage: Eukaryota; Metazoa; Chordata; Mammalia; Rodentia; Heteromyidae. Gene Ontology annotation, molecular function: magnesium ion binding; dUTP diphosphatase activity. The transcript has a single exon.
AAGGAAGGUGACAUGCGGCUUUGCUUUGUGAGGCUCUCCGAGCACGCCACGACCCCGACCCGGGGUCCGCGCUCGGCAGGCUAUGACCUGGACAGUGCCUAUGAUUAUACAAUACCACCUAUGGAGAAAGCCCUUGUGAAGACGGACAUUCAGAUAGCUCUUUCUUCUGGGUGCUAUGGAAGAGUAGCUCCACGUUCUGGCUUGGCUGCAAAACACUUCAUCGAUGUAGGAGCUGGUGUCAUAGAUGAAGAUUAUAGGGGAAAUGUUGGUGUUAUAUUGUUCAAUUUUGACAAAGAGAAAUUUGAAGUGAAAAAGGGUGAUGGAAUUGCUCAGCUCAUUUGUGAACAGGUUUUUUAUCCAGAAAUUGAAGAAGUUCAAGUCUUGGAUGAUACUGAAAGGGGUUCAGGAGGUUUGGGUUCCACUGGAAAGAAUUAA